UCUGUCAGGUCAAAAUUGUUUACAUAACCAUACCACUGGAAACGAAAUGAGGAACAGUGGGGUAACUGCCUUGGGGCAGAGGGAUUUGCGAUUUGAUCUAGCAACACUUUCGUUUACUAGCCCACCGCUAGUAAACUAGGCUACCUGCCGCCCCAGGUGGUGGGCUUGUUCUUUGUUUUACCUAUAUAAAGGUUCUAAUCACGGACUUCGUGUGUAUAUGAGACUAUGAGAUGUAUAACCUUUUGUCUGCAUCUGUGCUGAUUAAUAUAUGUCCACUUUUAAAUCCUUGAUUCACCAACUAGGAGGUCAACAAUGUGUCAAGUGCUGCUCCGAAGCUCAGCAGUUUUUCCGGAAAUAACUCUACUUUACUGUUGUUCUUCUUUUUGAAAGUUCAAUAGAUGAUCCAGUUAUAAUGGCAUUCGGUAAGAACACCUGUUCCUGUUUCGGGGAUUAUUGUGUUUAACAGGUAGGCUAAAAUCAACAGUAAGGCAAGUACUCUCCGCCUCUUCUCAAUAUAUGUAAGAUAUGAAAUCGUGUUCAAAGUGAUAUCCUGUCGUGUCAUUGGGGAAGACCAUACAAGGUCGUAAGUUAUAUUCAUCUUCACCUUUGUCAGUUUAAGUGUGUUCACUAUGGUGUUUCCAUCUUUAAAAUGCCUGGACCAAAAUGAGCCCAGAGUUUACUUUAUCUCAACUUCGUGUACAGUAGAUUAAAUCAGUGAAAACAACGUCUGAAGUUAGGAUAACAUGUGCUUUGUUUUCAAGAAUUACAGUUGGCUAUUUUAAAUGUAAUGACAGAACAUCGCAUAUGUAGGUUUCCAAAUACAACUCUAAAAUAUCAUCAUGAAAGUCCUAUCUAUACACUUCAACAUGUAAUGUAAGUGGUAAUUUGUAGGUUGGAUAUAUCAAACAUGCAUGGAACUUUAAACAUGACCUUAUAGAAAGCCUGUACAAGACAUGCACAUGUAAUGACAUUGUCUGUGUUUUCCUGGUUUGUUAUGAAUGUGUUAUUAGUGCAUUCUGUUUGAGUUCCUUGUAGAGAGUAAGAGUGCAUGUACAGUUUACAAUUCUUGUCAUAAAUCGAAUAGAAUAUGCCUCUUGAAAAAGACAAAUGUGAUUGAUUAUGUCUGGGGGAAGAAAUGUGUUUGAAAUACCAAAUAUCAGUUGUAAUUAGUACAUUUAGAGCCAGGUAUUAUUAAACGUGUUCACUGAUGUCUAUAUGUAUUUGACUUUGCACGUAAAGAGACACACCAGAUGUGUUUUGUAGGAUAGGACUCCAUUCUCUCCCCUCGACUUGGUUCCAUUUUUCCUUAUUACUUCCUUCUUUAGACUCAAUUUGAGGGGAGGGAACUAUACAUGGCACAUUGCUGACAAAAGCAUAACAUGCUAUAGCAUUAGAAAGCUUUAGCAUUUUACAAUCACAGGAGCAGAAGUCCCUCCUCAAAAUCUAUUUUUCGGACUGGAACAUUAUAAUUUUUCAUGUACAUUGUAAUGUACGGGUCUCUUUUCAGAUGGCUUUGUAAAGAUCCCUGUGCUCAUGAGAUGGAGGAGGCGUACACAGAGCUGUACAGGGAGUUCCUCCAACUGCGCUUGCUGUGUCUGAAGCAGGCUGCUUUACUCAAUAAACUCACAGAGAAACUGAGGACACAGCAAGGAGGAGCCCCUGUUCCUGAUGGAGACCCCAGCGUAAUGGCAUCAAUCCCAAUCCAGUGUACCCAGAAGAGCUCUGUUGCUCUCCCUGCAUGGCCAGAAACCCCAAUGGUCCCAACACACAACCCUGCUGCACACUAUGGCAUUAUAAGGCCAUCUGGGUCCAUGGGGUCACUCACUAAUCUACUGGCUGGGGAUUUGGGCAGACUACGGCUGGACUUUGCUCAUCCAGGGACAGAAAGGAAGGAGGUCCUCAAAGCCACCCCCCUAGGACCUCUGGACCUACCUGGGGGUAAUGAAGAGAUGGCACCCUCAAGUGUCUCUGGGGACUCGAAGCAAGCAGGUCGAUUUUGGAGUGAUGAUAUGACCCGACAAAUGUUCAGGAUGCCCUCGGCAUGUGGCUCCUUCCUGGACAGUGAGUUUUUAAGCCAGACCGGGGGGAUGAUGCUGAUGUCAGAGGUGGCGCUGCAGUCUCAUGUGUGUGACUUCUGUAAUGCUGUAUUCCCUGGCCACACCACCACCAGGGGAGACUUCAUGUGCCACCUCCACACACACAUCACCUAGAACAUUAUUUCCCAACCAGGGGAAAUAAAUACUUGAGGAGACCGAUGAGACCAUGGGCUUACUGGUAAAACGCACAUGAGGGUGUAAUUCAGGGGUACUCCAGGCAGAGCAAAAAACUGUUUGUGUUACAGUAACCGAAAAUGGUUGGGAACCACUGACGUAGAACACUGCUUCCCUGCACAAACUCCAUCACACACACAUCACCUAGAACACUAGUUCCCUGCACCGACUCCACACACAUCAUCGAGAACACUGGUUCCCCCAUAACAUCUCCACACACACGUAAUCUAGAAUCCCCAUAACAUUGUUUCUGUAUCACCUAGAGUAGCUGUUUCCCCAUCACUUAGAUUAGUGGUUUCCCCAUAAUGUUUCCUCUGCAUCACCUUGAGUAAGUGGUUUCCCCAUAAUGUUGCUUCUGCAUCACUUAGAGUAGUGGUUUCCGCAUAAUGUUGCUUCUGCAUCACCUUGAGUAGUGGUUUCCCCAUAAUGUUGUUUCUGCAUCACCUUGAGUAGUGGUUUCCCCAUAAUGUUGAUUCUGCAUCACCUAGAGUAGUGGUUUCCCUUAAAUUUGUUUCUGCAUUGUGACCUGCCUGCCUGCCACCUCCACACACAUCACCUAGACCAUUUAUGAGAUUUGCUUGUUUUCCCCAAGAAAUGUAUUAUUGAUUUCAAUGAAAAAGGUUCUUACAACAUAUAUGUAUUAAUUAAACAGUCUGUUUUCUAUGAAACUGAGAAAUGUACAUAUACCACUGUUUUCUUAUAGCACUAGAGGGCAGUAACAACAUAUGGUAGGCUACAUCAUGGGAUUUGUCUCAGUUAUCUCGUUAUUACUGGUACUGUUUUAUUACUAAAAAUAAUAAAAGGACAUACAGUCAUUUAUAAACAGCUACACAAUCCAUUAUAAUGUUACACAUAAUAUAUGUAUAAACAUAGAAAUAUACUUGUAUAUUUAUCCUAUCGUUGCUUUCGAAGGAAAACCUCUUAACUUUGUAACCAUUCAUUUUUUUCAUUGUGCAUUGGAAUUUUUACAUGCAUUGACUCUAGGGCCAAGAAAAUUUAUUCAAAAUAGCUUCUGAAGUUUCUUAAUUGUAUGUUUGUUAAUGGUAAAGUAUUGCUGUUUUCUAUUUUGGAGAUAAGAGGUUUCAUCCAACACAGACACUAUGUAGGUAAAAUUUCUGUCAUGAUUCUCUGUUGAAUGUAGAGCUGAAUUGAUUAAUAAAUUAGGCCAAUUUUCUUCAAAUAA
Messenger RNA from Oncorhynchus masou masou (cherry salmon), 3453 nucleotides. RefSeq lists its product as uncharacterized. NCBI's taxonomy places the organism in Eukaryota, Metazoa, Chordata, Actinopteri, Salmoniformes, Salmonidae. Bases 1476 to 2210 code for a protein of 244 amino acids. The record is from RefSeq and is a predicted model, not a curated record. Gene Ontology annotation, biological process: canonical NF-kappaB signal transduction. The transcript is spliced from 3 exons.